GGCAGCUCUGCUGAGCACGUCAAAAUUCAGUUCAAAUUAAUUGUUUGAUUUUUGCAAACUUUUUUCCUGCGUGUUUGAGGAAAGAUUACAGGGUCAACGAUCACUCACAAUACUAUCAAAAGCAUUAUCAGUUCAGCUGUUGUUUAAAAAUUCGCAUGCUUGCACUUAGUCUUCAGUCACAUGUAAACAGUGUGCGUCGUCAAUGAAAAUACAAUCCUUUAAUGCAAUAGAAUUAAUGUUAAAAUGAUCAACCGAAAUACAUCUGCAGUUUUAGUGUUAUUAGUUAUACUGUUCGCAAAUUAUCAAGUUCAAUGUACUCGGAAAUUUUGGCGUGGCAAGCAAUUCUCAACGGACAGUCCAAGCCGACACUGGUCAUUUCAAGGGCUAAGUGACAACGUUCAAACUUUAUGGUUUGAUCAAAUAUUGGAUCACAACGAUCCAACAAAUCCUGCAACUUGGAAACAACGUUACUAUGUGAAUGAUAGAUUUUUUAAUUCAUCCUCCGGCAAUGGACCAGUGUUUCUUAUGAUUGGUGGCGAGGGAGAAGCCACCGCUCGUUGGAUGAAUGAGGGAGCGUGGAUUCACUAUGCCGAACAAUACGGCGCAUUGUGCUUUCAAUUAGAGCACCGUUUCUAUGGUAAAAGUCAACCUACAAAAAACCUAGCUACGGAAAAUCUUCUUUACCUUACAUCGGAACAAGCACUUGCCGAUUUAGCCUAUUUUAUUGAAGCAAUCAAUAAUAAAUACAAGUUGACUGAACAAAACUUUUGGAUUGCAUUCGGAGGUUCAUAUCCGGGUUCAUUGGCUGCCUGGUUAAGAGAGAAGUAUCCUCACCUUAUUCACGGUGCUAUCAGCAGCAGUGGACCGCUUUUAGCUAAAAUUGAUUUCAAGGAGUACUUUCAAGUAGUAGUCGAUUCUCUUGGGCAAUAUUCCGAACAGUGUGUAACUGAUAUUCAUAGUGCAAUGUCACAAAUAGAAACGUUACUAAAACACAUGAUUGGCCAGCGGAGUUUAACGGAGAAGUUUAAGCUGUGUGAUCCGGUAGAGAAGUCGAUUUCUAAUCCAUUGGACAUUGCAAGUCUCUUUGAAGCAGUGGCUUCCAAUUUCGCAGGCGUUGUGCAGUACAAUAAGGAUAACAGCCCCCAUGCAAAAAUCACCAUUGACCAGGUUUGUGAAAUAAUGACUAACCAGAGCAUUGGAGUUCCCGUAAAUCGCCUGGCAGAAGUCAACAAAUUAGUAAUGAUUCAAGACGGCGAAAAAUGUCUGGAUUACGUUUAUAAUAAAACGAUUAAGCAGAUGCAAAAUACUUCUUGGGAUGCCGAAGUUGCAAGCGGAGCCCGUCAAUGGACAUACCAGACUUGUAACGAAUUUGGCUUCUAUCAGACAUCCGAUGAAUCGGAUUCAGUUUUUGGAAAUCGUUUCCCAGUUGAUUUUUUUAUUCAGCAAUGCUUAGACAUUUAUGGAGAAAAGUUCAAUAGCGAAACUCUCAAACGAGCCGUGUACCGAACAAACACUAAUUAUGGUGCUUUAAAUCCACCAACUACCAAUGUGCUGUAUGUGCAUGGUUCCAUCGAUCCGUGGCAUCGCCUAGGUCUUAUCUAUAGCAACGAUUUGAAAAGGCCGACCAUUUUCAUCAACGGUACAGCCCAUUGUGCCAACAUGUACGAACCCAAAGAUGAUGAUUUUCCUCAACUCAAAGCUGCGCGCGCUGAAAUCAAUGAUUUUAUUGGCAACAUACUCAAAAGUGACUCAAACUGACAUCCUGUAUAAAUAAUUAUCUUUAGUAUAGACUGAUCAAUGAACCGCUCUCUAUCAAUAGAAUAUGAUUAUAUGUAUGCAAUGCAAUUAAUUCUACUGUUAAUAAACUACUGGAAUAUUUGAGAUUUUUGGGAAUGAA
This is a messenger RNA of Malaya genurostris, 1897 nucleotides long. Its product is annotated as putative serine protease F56F10.1. Gene Ontology annotation, molecular function: serine-type exopeptidase activity; dipeptidyl-peptidase activity. Bases 244 to 1758 code for a protein of 504 amino acids. Lineage: Eukaryota; Metazoa; Arthropoda; Insecta; Diptera; Culicidae. The record is from RefSeq and is a predicted model, not a curated record. The transcript is spliced from 2 exons. Gene Ontology annotation, biological process: proteolysis.